Messenger RNA from Cuscuta campestris, 387 nucleotides. Lineage: Eukaryota; Viridiplantae; Streptophyta; Magnoliopsida; Solanales; Convolvulaceae. The record is from the annotation of a GenBank genome assembly.
UUCAAAAAGAUGAUGAAAGACUUUGAGGAGAUAAAUCUCAAACACACAUCCUUAACAGAAGAGAACAAACUAUUAAGUGAAGAGAAUCUCAAGUUGACUGAAAGUCGGAAAAGUCAACUGAAUGAGAUCACUCAACUCAAGACUGAAAAUGAAUCUCUCUUUGAAAAGGUGAAAUCCCUUAACAAAGAGCUAGGGAUACUCAAGUCCCAAGAAGCAGUGAACAAGCUGCUUGAAACGACCAAACAUAAGGGUCGCAAAGGACUUGGGUUUGACUCCUCUAGUUCCAAAAGGAAAGGGAAGACAACUUUCAUCCCUCCUAAACCUACUGCCAAAGCUAAUAAGCAGAAAGGGAAGGAAAAGGAGAAACCAACAGAAGCUCCCAAAAAG